This is a messenger RNA of Penicillium oxalicum, 1080 nucleotides long. Its product is annotated as putative glycosyl hydrolase. The coding region runs from base 1 to 1080 and encodes 359 amino acids. The record is from RefSeq and is a predicted model, not a curated record. Gene Ontology annotation, biological process: carbohydrate metabolic process; peptidoglycan turnover. Gene Ontology annotation, molecular function: hydrolase activity, hydrolyzing O-glycosyl compounds. NCBI's taxonomy places the organism in Eukaryota, Fungi, Ascomycota, Eurotiomycetes, Eurotiales, Aspergillaceae. The transcript has a single exon.
AUGCGAUUAACCAUAGCACCCCAACUCCUAGCAUUUGGCUUGUCUUUGAUCAGUUUGGUGUGCGCUGAGAGACGGCACGAUCUGGUUCAGGAAGCCGGCCACCACGUGGUGUUCUCAUAUCCUGGCAUCGAUCCUCCGAGCCAUCUCUUCGAUUUGAUCAAACAAGGCAAAGUGGGCGGCAUCAUUCUCUUCGGCGAGAACGUCGCCAGUAAUGUCAGCAGCAUCAUCGACAGCCUUCAAGAUGCCUACAGGCAAAGCAGCACGUAUGUCGGUAGCCCAUUGCUCAUCAUGACCGACCAAGAGGGAGGCAUCGUGCGUCGAUUGCCCGGGGGCCCAAUCUCAAAUGCCAAGCAAGUUGGAGAGUCCAGCGAUCCAGAGGCGGCUGCCACACAAGCUGGCAUUGAUGCCGCCGACACGCUUGCGAAAUCCCAAGCGAACACCAACCUGGCGCCCGUGCUUGGUGUCUAUCGCGAAGCAGGAGACUUUCUGGAUCACUAUGGUCGAUCGUACGGCAACACCUCGGAACUCGUGGCAACAUGCAGCUCUGCCUUUAUUACCGCUCAGCAAGCGGCGGGUGUCAUUGCCACUGCAAAGCACUUCCCGGGUCUCGGGGCAGCUGGGACGAAGAACACGGAUGAAGGUCCCGUCGAGAUUGAUCUGACCCUGCAAGAGCUUCGAGCUGUCGAUGAAGCCCCGUACAUCAAUGCUAUCUCGGCGGGAGUGGACAUGGUGAUGACCUCUUGGGCAGUGUAUCCCUCGCUAGACGCAACAUAUCCUGCAGGGCUCAGCAAGGCGUGGGUGGAGGGAGAACUGCGAGGACGGCUCGGCUUCGGUGGGGUCACAAUUACCGAUGCGCUGGAGGCUGGAGCUUUGGAAGCUUUUGGUGAUGCCGCUGGCCGGGGUCUCUUGGCUAGCAAAGCGGGUAUGGACAUCAUUCUUGCGUCGGCUCGCGACGUGACACAAGGCGAGGCUGUCGUCGACGCACUGGCUUCGGCCUUGAAGAAUGGGUCACUCCCGCGAGCUAAAUUCACAAAGGCUACGGAACGCAUUCUGGCGCUGAGGCGACGCAUUGUCACCUGA